CGUCAGUACUAAAAAUCUAUAGCACGUGUGACGUGAAAUAUAGAUUUUUAGUACUGACGGUGAAUAUCGGGUCACAGCCCUAUUAAAGAGAAAGUCAGUACAUCGGGGUGAUUAUAUUUUUGUAUAUUUGUCUAUUCACUUCAAGCCAAUUAUUUUUUUGCUGUGAAAAGUGCACAAUAAAAUUUAUAAACCUCAGAGAUGGAGUAAUCUCUGAGCUCUUAUGUGACGCUAAAAUGAAUCGCAUCCUAUAGGAUGACCGCAACUGUUGUGUGUAACUGUUGUUUGAGGUUAAGGUUCUAAGAGAAACUGUCAGAUCGAGGAAGGUCUUCGUCUAUUUGACAUUUCAAGAAGCUGACGGAUUACGCGAUAAAAAGAAACGAUGGCGGGUUCAGCUCUCAGACGACUGAUGGCAGAAUAUAAACAGCUAACCUUGAAUCCACCUGAGGGUAUUAUAGCCGGCCCGAUUAACGAAGAAAACUUCUUUGAAUGGGAGGCUCUCAUUACUGGACCAGAAGGAACAUGUUUUGAGGGUGGAGUGUUCCCAGCAAAGUUAAUAUUUCCUCCAGAUUAUCCAUUGAGUCCUCCAAAGAUGCAGUUCACCUGUGAGAUGUUUCAUCCUAACAUAUAUGCAGAUGGAAGAGUUUGUAUAAGUAUAUUACAUGCUCCUGGUGAUGAUCCAAUGGGUUACGAAAGCAGUGCGGAAAGAUGGAGUCCGGUACAAAGUGUGGAGAAGAUAUUGUUGAGUGUGGUAAGUAUGUUGGCAGAGCCGAAUGACGAAAGUGGAGCCAAUGUAGAUGCGGCUAAAAUGUGGCGAGAAGAUCGCAGCGAAUUUGAGAGAAUAGCACAGAAGCUAGUGAGAAAGACUCUGGGUAUUCCGCCUUAGAGCAAAGUGAUAAAAUAAAUUUAUUAAAUAAGAGAAGGAAGAAAAAAAUAUGACAACUGUUACGUUUAUGCGACUGAGUAGCGCUUUCCUGUGUAAAGUAAUAAAAUUUUUAUCUGUGUGUAGCA
Pseudomyrmex gracilis is the source of this 1008-nucleotide messenger RNA. It is a transcript of the gene Ubc7, whose product is annotated as ubiquitin-conjugating enzyme E2 G2. The transcript has 4 exons. The record is from RefSeq and is a predicted model, not a curated record. Bases 380 to 883 code for a protein of 167 amino acids. Gene Ontology annotation, cellular component: endoplasmic reticulum; cytosol. Lineage: Eukaryota; Metazoa; Arthropoda; Insecta; Hymenoptera; Formicidae.